This is a messenger RNA of Sus scrofa (pig), 8379 nucleotides long. NCBI's taxonomy places the organism in Eukaryota, Metazoa, Chordata, Mammalia, Artiodactyla, Suidae. The record is from RefSeq and is a predicted model, not a curated record.
ACAGCUCACAGAAACACCAGAUCCUUAACCCGCUGAGCAGGGCCAGGUAUCGAACCCACGUCAUCAUGGAUCUAGUCAGGUUCGUUAACCACUGAGCCACAAUGGGAACUCCCUCUAUGUAAUUCUUAUGCAAACUUUAGAGUCCAUAAGAAUCAGUUUGAGAACCACUGACCUAGAGUGUUUUAUAGUGAAACUUGAAGGCUGUGUCUUCCACCGAUUUUGUAUCUACAUAUUUUUCAACUGGUAGAUAUAACAGAGCUUUAACUAUUUAGACCUGGAAAAUAUUAUACUCUCCAUCAGAAUAUUUUCAUCUUAAUUAAAUAUAAAAAAUGUAAAUAUGGUUCUAAUUCUUGUACACCUAUUUGCUGUUGAUUUGAGAAGUGAUACAUAAGUGUAGAAUUUUACUGGAUAGUAGUGACCUCAGGAUGACCUUAUUGGUAGUCAUUUAUAAAGCAAAAAUGGGCACAGUGUACAAAGGUUGAGUUUUUUGGGGGGUUGGCUUUGUUGAGUCUUACAUGAUAUGUUUGUUCUUGCCAUUUAUAAUCAUCUUCUCUGUGUAAGGAUAUUCUAGCUGCACGACAAUAGCUUCACAAGUGUGGAAGUUUCUCUCCAAAUCUUAAACUACUGAAAUAAAUUUUAGACCACAUUUCAAGAUUAAAGAUGAUGUGUUCAAAUUCUGUAUCUCUCUUAGUAUCCCCCUCCCUCUCCUUAUCUUCCCUCUCUGUCCCCUUUCUUGCAACUCCCUCACCCCUGCCUUUCAGAUGUGAGCUCAAGCAUCCCUUCCCGAAGGAAACCUUCUUCGGCCUUCUUUGCUACUUCAGUUUCCCUGUUAAAUAUUGUUUUAGCUUUAUGUUCUUUUCCCUGGUGAUGCUCACUGCAAUUUCAAUUUUAUGUGUAUUUGUAUGAUUGGCUUGUUAUCAUCUGGAAUUAACAGGGGCCAACGUAUAAAUAAAUAUUGGUUGAAUUACUGUAUGCCUUCAUAGUUUAUAUUUUUCCAAAGACUGACACUUUAACAGAUAUUUUAAAAUAAAAGGAGUCCUAGAAUAUAUGUAAACAUGGGUAUUAUUUUCCAUUCUAUUUUGCAAGUUUUGAGAUGUUUAUUAACAGCAGCAAUGGCUAUAAUAUGCUGGACACGUCUUCCAUUGUAAGCACUUUAUGUAUGUUCUGCCAUGCAGUUCUCCUUACAUUGUAAAGUUUUGUAUAUAUUUUAGAGUUGAGGAAACUGAGGCUCUGUUCUAUGGUCUCUCAAGCUACCUACACCAAAAUUGAUUUUUUAAAAAUCACAAUGAUGAAGAAAUUAUGAAACCAGUAGACAGAACAUGUGAAAGAAUGUAUUUCCUCCUUAUUCCUAGUUCAGGGCCCAGCACUAUCUGUGCAUUACUCACCCUGUUGCUACAAUUGUCGGUGAUGCUGUUGUUGUGUCUUGGGUGAUGUGAAUAAUGGAAGACUUGCACAGCUCAUGCUUCCACCUUCCUAUUGCUCUUUAUAGCACUGGUGUCGUUUACCUCAGUACCACUCAAUCACAAUUCUUUUACCACAACUGGUCAAAAUCUCCCAACUUAUUUGUGGAAAUUUAAGAUGAAACCAAAUAUAAUUUUAAGAAUGAGUACCUUUAAGCAGAGGAUGUUUAAACAUUAGGUCUUCUCCAUAUUUGGAGAUAUGCAGCUCAUCUUCUGGAAAGUUCACACAGAACUUUGAGUACCUUGCUCAAGCUAAGUGGACCUUAGGUUCAGUCUAUUAAUUCACCUUUUCUCCUGUGAGAAAAAAAAAAUUACAUGGUCAUAUCAUUUUAGUUUCUUUUGGCUUUUAAUCUUCAACUUCUUUAUUUAAAUGUGGGUUUAAUCAGUCAAGUAUUUGUAGCAAAGGACGCAUUUAAAAACGUUUAAAUAUUCUGAUUCUGUAUAAUCCUAUAGACAGUUAAAUUUGGUUAUUCUGAAGCCCUCUGCUAGACUAACUAGAUAGAGUUAUAUAUUUCAUAAUGUGUUUAAAUCAGUCAAUAACAUGAAUGGAGAUUCAUAAUAUUAGAAAUUUAAAAACAAUGUUUUGCUGAGUAUUUCACUUACGACUUAUUUUGUAGCAUUUGUCAGAAUCUUUUUCUGUCACUGGAAUCAUUUAAUCAUUAACUGGAGCCUCAGCCUUGCCCCUGAUUCAGGAACAAUCCUUCUAAUUGACUUACAGCCCAACACUUUGGGACUUAACUUCAAGCCAUCCUUUAUGUUCAGCUCUAAUGUUAUAACAUAUUUAUAGUAAUGCUGCCUUCUUAUAACGAAACUUAUUUCUCACCUAAUAUUUUCCUCUGCAUCUUGAUAACUUCUGCGAUAUUACCAUUCCACAUAGCAUUUGAGUAAGGCUUUUUUUCUCCCUUCAUUUAUGAUUCUUAAUAUUCUUAAUAUAGAACAUAAUGUUAUUUAUUGGCACACACAAGGAUAUACUCUGGGAUAUAUGUAUCUAUAUAUAUCUGUACGUAAUGCAGCAUAUUGGAAUUAUCAACAACUGGAAUCAUGAAGUUUUAUCCAUAGUCACAACUAAGGCCAGUAAACACUUUCCUGGAUCUCUAAAUCCUCCAGACCCUAGAGGUAUGCUUCAUUUCUAAUACUCAUUCUUGGGCCUCUGCGAUGCCGACCAUUUAUGGCAUAUUGUCCCGCCCUUAGAUAUGCGGGCUGGUUGGACUUCUUAGAAGUAUACAUACAGCUGGGUCUGUAUACUGCUUUCCAGACUGCAGGGCAAGUCCAGUUCCAGGUUCUAAGGGUCGCUAGACUGCCUCAUUUUGCUACAUGUUAUCUCCCUUAUCUUCCUGUAUCCCACUAUAGAGCUACCUCAUUCGUCAUUACUGACAAUGUACAUUUUGUAAAUGCUUAUUAUGUAUAAGCCAGUCUUCUUGUUUCAAAAAGAAUCUACUUCCUAUGGUUCCUGAACAGCUUACUCCACAUAAAUGGAAUACACAUUCUUCCAUGUCUUUUUUGAUUCUUUAGGACUUGUGUGUGUCUCUUAUUCUAAGUCAGUUGUUUAUUUCAGGAUGACCCGGCUCUUCUCCAUUCUCCUUUAUAACCUUAUUUGAAUAUGAUAUGUUUAGAAUGCUGAACAGCUAAAGAAGCGUAUCCCAGAGGUUACAUAUGAUACUUUCUCUUAAUUUUCCCCAUUCGUUAAUGACACCUAGAUGUAUUCCUAUGUUUAGGAAGUGUUUGUUAAGCUAGGCACACUAGCUUAUUUCAACUUUUCAGGAGAUCUUAGUGAUAUAACUUCCUUAUCUACCAAAUGCAGACUCGCACAUGUUAUUUAUUGUGUAUCUGUUCACUGCCGUGAACUCUUUGCUGGAAAGUUAAAUACUGUGAUUCUGUUGGUGAGUGGUUAUUGUUGUGUGUGUGGCUUUUUGGUCUGGUUUUGGCAGUAGCAACAAAUGAUACAUCAUAGGCCUAUGUAAGGUUUACAAAUAAACCAAACAAGUGUAUAUGAAUAAAGACAUGGCAGAAAUAAAUACAGAUGUAGGCGUUAACACUCCAGGCAAUUCUUCCUCACCUAUUUUUGUUUGUCUUUUGUUAUUUAUAGAUAUGCAAAUUACCGGAUCAUUAAGUCAUUCAAGUUAGAAUAUAUGGAAUGUACUUAGUGAGCACUCCUUUCUAAUAUACAAUAUUCUUUAGGACAUUCAGGAACAGCUUGAAAGGGGAGAAGACAUCAGAUGAGAAGGUUAAGAAAAAGGAGAACAUACUUCUAAACCAUACCUCUAAAUCAAACUCAGAUUCGGUAUUAGAAAUGCAGACUAAGAGGAACUUAUUUCAGGUAAAGAUUCCAAAUAUCUUAUUGAUAACAAAACCAAAGUGUCUGCACAUCAGGAUCCAUAUAUUUUCAAGGGAACAUUACCUACUGGGCAGAGAGCUCAAGAAUAAUUAUUUGACUUCAUUUUCAGUUUUUAAUACUAUAUUCAUAUGCAGAUGGACCCAAGAAAAUGCAAAGUUUUCAUUACUAAAUGAAUUACUUAAAGGUUAGAGUAUAUCUCCUAUAGCAGUAAUUUAAAAAAUAUAGAUUACUAAAUUGAGCCAUCACAAAGUCAAUACAGGUAUGUACACAGCAAGCAUAUAAACUUACAGCAACAUUAUGGCUAAAAUUAACUUUGAAGAAUAUUUCCUACAGUGUACUUCAAGGUGUAAAUAUGGCAGUAUUGGGAGUUAUCUUCGUCGAUACCAGUCUAGCUUUAGAAAAGAGAAGGGCCCUACAGCGGGAGAGUCUAAUUUGAUCAGAGGGAGAGUGUAAUACAAAGCAUCCCCUGGGAAAGUUAUGAGGGUCCCAGGUCCAAGUGCUGCUCAAAACACCAAAAUAAAGACACUGCAGUACUAACUGUCUAGUGAAGAGUGGGAAGGAAUUAUCUCCCAGGAUAUUUCUGAGGAGCAUCAGGUCAUUGGAUGAUGAUUCAGAAAACACAUAGCUCCAGAGGUCUAAUGAAGGAAAUGAUUGGAUGAGGUAGUUUAAAAGCCAAAGAGUUUUAAUUUGAAUAUAGGAUAGAUUGGUGAAUUUGAAGUUCUGGAGAUUCUUGAACCUUCUUCCUUAGUCUCCUAGACCUCAGUCUCUGCAGUCAACUUUGCUGCAAGGGAGCUAUCCAGGGUACUAGACUCUUGCCUCGAAAUCCUCUCUUGCAAAACUGUGCAAAAGAUUUUGUUGUUUUCGUUUUUGCUAAUCAUAGAGCCUGCUGUUGCAGAUGCUGCAUCAUUCACUUGGAAUGGCUAACCUUCCAUCAUUUGGUUUAUUCCAGUGGGUUCUACAAAGCUUAAUUGAAAUGUAAAGUCAAGGAAGCCUCCUUCAACCCCAUGCAAGAGGCCUAUACACAGCCUGUGUGUAUCACUGUCAUAUCUCCAUUUAAAGUAUCGUAAUUCACUGCUUGUUUGUGCUUCAUGCCCACUAGAUCGUAAGCUCUAUGUAAGUUUUGUGUUUAUGCUCUUUUUUAAGAAGCUCAUCUAAAUCAGUGAUGUGAAUAUCCUCAGUAAUUGAUAGAUGAAUUUAUACUGCUUAAGAGUGACAUGAGUAUUGUCUAUCUCAUGUGAACUACACCUGGGGCUAGUCAUGGUUCUGAACUGCAUCUAAGCUCUCUUUGAAUAUUGCCCUCCAUGGUUUUUUUAUGGCCUGGAACUGUGUUCUGAACCUGGAACCAAGUAACCUAAAAAUGACUUCAAGUCUUGAAACAAAGAAGGAAUGGAGGAACUCCGGGAACUGUGGCAUACGUACCAUGGACAUUAGGGGAUCCGUAAAGUUUAAGUAAAGCAGCACAGGCUGAUACGGAGAAUGGGGCUCAAAGGAGAGUCUUGUUACUUCCUCAAACACGAAUCUGGAACAUCCACUCCACAUGCAUUUCUAAGGCCUCUGGAGUAUGGCAUCUCCCCUUAAUUCCCACAGCCCAUACCAGCAUUUUGAAAUGUCUGCAAAUCUGAGGUCCUGAGAGGCUAGCAGAAUUCUCUGAAUAAACAAAUGUUUACUAGACCCUGUGUAAAUAUCGGUUAAUGAAAAACAUGUGGUUUCUAUCCUUGUGAAGCUUGUGGCCUAGUUCCCAAUGGUGAUGCCCACUAUGAUCCAUGGUCCUCGGUGAGAAUAGAACGUGGCAGAUUUUGUUCCUCUGUCUUCUUAUGGCCACGUCAGCGACUUCCUGAACUCCGUAAAAGCUGUGAAGUUGGCUAUCACAGUGCGAGCCUUGGAGUCCCAAUGGGGGACUCUGGAUCAAGAAGGUCUACCCUGGUCUCCCGGUUGCCAAUAUUCAGAAGGAGUAUUAGCAGGAAACAUGAUUCUCUUCCUUCCUCACCCUCCUCCAGUAACACCGUUGGUGUCCACAGUUCCUCUCCUUCCAGCACUAACUCAAGCUCAGGUAGUACAGGUAAACGCAGGAGCAUCUUCCGUACUCCUUCCAUCAGCUUCCAUCACAAGAAGGGAGGUGAACCCAAGCAAGAACCUACCAACCAGACCCUUAGUAUUUCGAAUGGUGCUCAGCCUGGUCACAGCAGUAUGCAAAAACUGAGUUUGGAAGAACACAUUAAAACCAGGGGAAGACAUUCUGUUGGUUUUAGCAGUUCACGAAACAAGAAGAUAACGAGAUCUUUGACGGAGGAUUUUGAAAGGGAAAAGGAGCACUCGACUAAUAAGAAUGUCUUUAUAAACUGCCUCAGUUCUGGCAAAAGCGAGGGGGAUGAUUCUGGAUUCACAGAAGAACAAACUCGCCGUUCUGUUAAGCAAUCAACAAAGAAGCUUCUUACUAAAUCUUUUUCAUCCCACUAUAAAUUUUCUAAGCCUGUUCCACAGAGCCAAUCCAUUUCGUUGGUACAACAAUCUGAAUUCUCACUGGAAAUUACGCAGUACCAAGAGAGGGAACCUGUAUUGGUAAGAGCUUCUCCAUCUUGUUCUGUGGAUGUAACAGAACGGGCGGGAAGCUCUUUGCAAUCUCCGUUGCUUUCUGCUGAUCUUACUACAGCUCAGACUCCUUCAGAGUUCUUAGCCUUGACUGAAGAUUCUGUGUCUGAAGCAGACGCAUUUCCUCAAAGUGGAAGCAUGGCAUCUCACUGUGACAACUUUGGCCGCAAUGAUUCUACCUCUCAGAUUUCUCCCAGUCCUGCUGCUGUUACAAAGACAACAAUAGACCUUAUGGGAACUGUUCCCUGUGCAAUUAUAUCUCCUGGAAAAUACAGGUUAGAAGGCCGAUGUAGCACUGAACCUAAUUCCUUACCAGAAACCUCUGCUGCUAAUCAGAAGGAAGUGUUAUUGCAAAUCACUGAACUACCUGUUAUGAAUGGGAGAGACUCAGAGACGCACCUGUCAGCAGAUACAAAAAGAGGAGAGCAUAUGGUGAUACAAAAUGGUGAAACAAUGUUGGCAACAAGCUCCCCAAAGAAACUUGGAUUUUAUGAGCAACAUAAAGCAAUAGCUGAGCGUGUUAAAGGGAUCCAUCCUAUUUCAGAUUCAAGGAUAAUACCCUCUUCUGGUGAUCGUCAUAUUUUUAACAAAACGUCAUGUGGAUAUGAUGCAAAUCCUGCCAAAGUUCUUGCCAGUAGCCUCAGUCCGUACCGUGAAGGGAGAUUUAUAGAGAGGCGACUGCGCUCCUCAUCAGAAGGCACUGCAGGGAGUAGCAGGAUGAUUUUGAAACCAAGAGAUGGAAAUGUUGAGGACGUUAGCAGUCUAAGAAAGCAGAGAGCGGGUUCGUCAUCUUCAAAAAUGAACAGCAUGGAUGUCUUGAAUAAUUUGGGAUCUUGUGAACUGGAUGAAGAUGACCUGAUGCUUGAUUUAGAAUUUUUAGAGGAACAGAGCCUUCGUCCUUCAGUUUGCCGAGAAGAUUCGUACCACUCUGUGGUCUCAUGUGCUGCUGUAGUUCUCACUCCUGUGGAACCAACAAUAGAAAUGAAGAAAAGAGAAGAACUAAAACUUUCUGAACCUUCCAAACAGAACCUUUCCCUGAAAUUAACAAAAGACACUGAUCAGGAAGCCAGGUGUCCCCAUAUCAGCCGAAUGCCCAGCAGUCCCUCUGCAGACUGGCCCCUGCCAGGUGUAGAAGAAAAUGGAGGCAUGGAUUCUCUGCCAUUCAGGCUGAUGUUACAGGACUGCACAGCUGUCAAGACAUUACUACUGAAGAUGAAGAGAGUUCUCCAAGAGAGUGCAGAUAUGAGCCCAACAAGUAGCACCACUUCACUUCCUGUUAGUCCUCUUACUGAAGAGCCAUUGCCUUUCAAGGAUAUAAUGAAAGAUGAAUGCUCAAUGCUGAAGCUGCAGCUGAAAGAGAAGGAUGAACUCAUUUCCCAACUACAGGAAGAACUGGAAAAAGUUCAGCAUUUACAGAAGGCUUUUGCUUCAAGAGUAGAUAAAUCCACACAAACUGAACUUCUAGGCUAUGAUGUUUUAAACCUGAAGAGACUGGAGGCAGUACAAGGAGGGAGAGAGGCUACAUAUCGAAAUCGAAUUGUGAGCCAAAGUCUCAGCACAAGGGACAGAAAACCAGCGCAUACUCCCACAGAGGACCGUUUUAGAUACGCAGCAGCAGACCAGACAAGCCCCUACAAAAGCAAGACCUGUCAAGUCUCAAGUCUAUGUUUAAGUAAUUUUUUGAAGGACAAGGACCUAGUGGAAGUUAUCAAACACUCAAGAGGAACUUACGAAACAGAGGUCACCCAGAACUCACGUGCCACCGUAGGGCAGAACACUCUGAAACCAACCGCGAAGACAGAAGGGCUCUCCACAUUCUCAGAGAAACCAAAGGACCAAGCUGCUGUGGCCCGUCAGCAUUCCACUUUUACAGGCAGGUUUGGACAGCCACCGAGAGGGCCCAUCUCUUUACACAUGUACAGCAGGAAGAAUGUGUUCCUUCAUCACAGUCUACACACAGCUGAGCUGCAGACUCUAGGCCAGCAGGAUGGGUAA